GAGCCGGAAAAUUCAAAUCCGAAACAUCCCACCCCAGCUGCGAUGGGAGGUUCUGGAUGGUUUGCUCGCCCAGUAUGGCACCGUAGAAAACUGCGAGCAAGUGAACACGGACAGCGAGACCGCCGUUGUCAACGUCACCUACGCCAACCGGGAGCAGACCAGGCAAGCCAUCAUGAAGCUGAACGGCCACCAGCUGGAGAACCACGCGCUCAAGGUCUCCUACAUCCCCGACGAGCAGUCCAUGCAAGGGCCGGAGAACGGGCGGCGGGGCGGCUUCGGGGCGCGCGGUGCUCCCAGGCAGGGUCCCCCCGUCACCGCGGGGGCACCGGUAAAGCAGCAGCCGGUGGAUAUCCCCCUCCGCCUCCUGGUGCCCACCCAGUACGUGGGUGCCAUCAUCGGCAAGGAAGGGGCCACCAUCAGGAACAUCACCAAGCAGACGCAGUCCAAGAUCGACGUGCACCGGAAAGAAAACGCGGGAGCCGCGGAAAAAGCCAUCAGCAUCCACUCCACCCCCGAGGGCUGCUCCGCUGCCUGCAAGAUGAUUUUGGAGAUCAUGCAGAAGGAGGCGAAGGACACCAAGACAGCUGAUGAAGUGCCUCUGAAAAUCUUGGCCCAUAACAACUUUGUGGGGCGCCUGAUCGGCAAAGAAGGGCGAAACUUGAAGAAAGUGGAGCAGGACACGGAGACAAAAAUCACCAUCUCGUCCUUGCAGGACCUGACUCUGUACAACCCCGAAAGGACCAUCACGGUGAAGGGCUCCAUCGAGAACUGCUGCAAAGCGGAGCAGGAGAUCAUGAAGAAAGUGAGGGAAGCCUACGAGAACGACGUGGCCGCCAUGAGCUUGCAAUCUCACCUCAUCCCUGGCCUUAACCUGGCUGCGGUUGGCCUCUUCCCUGCCUCCUCCAACGCAGUACCUCCUCCGCCGAGCAGCGUCUCCGGGGCCGCGCCGUACAGCUCCUUCAUGCCUCCGGAGCAGGAGACCGUGCACGUCUUCAUCCCCGCGCAGGCGGUCGGUGCCAUCAUCGGCAAGAAGGGCCAGCACAUCAAGCAGCUCUCCCGGUUCGCAAGUGCCUCUAUCAAGCCGCCGGCUCUCUCCCCCCUCCACCCUCCGGAGACGCCGGACUCCAAAGUGCGCAUGGUUGUCAUCACGGGCCCUCCGGAAGCUCAGUUCAAGGUUGCACUUGUGCUGCCGUCACCGUCGGGAAUUCGGGGUGUCCCUCUCUGCCACCCCCCAGAGCCGGGAAGGGAGGAGCAGGGUGGUGCCCCCAAUUUUGAGCCCCCCAGUCUGCGGCUGGGGAAACCCAGCAUCAGCUCUGCCAGGGGCUGA
Molecule: messenger RNA, 1327 nt
Organism: Fulmarus glacialis (Northern fulmar)
Lineage: Eukaryota; Metazoa; Chordata; Aves; Procellariiformes; Procellariidae
Product: insulin-like growth factor 2 mRNA-binding protein 1
Exons: 10
Biological process (GO): regulation of gene expression; nervous system development
Cellular component (GO): cytosol; nucleus; cytoplasm
Molecular function (GO): mRNA 3'-UTR binding
Source: RefSeq, a predicted model, not a curated record